Olea europaea var. sylvestris is the source of this 2533-nucleotide messenger RNA. Its product is annotated as putative wall-associated receptor kinase-like 16. The coding region runs from base 470 to 2446 and encodes 658 amino acids. Gene Ontology annotation, cellular component: plasma membrane. Gene Ontology annotation, molecular function: calcium ion binding; protein serine/threonine kinase activity; ATP binding. Lineage: Eukaryota; Viridiplantae; Streptophyta; Magnoliopsida; Lamiales; Oleaceae. The transcript is spliced from 3 exons. The record is from RefSeq and is a predicted model, not a curated record. Gene Ontology annotation, biological process: protein phosphorylation; cell surface receptor signaling pathway.
UGAAUAUCGAGGGCCUGAUAACUUAGGUGAUAUAUCUACUUCAUCUAUUGAAUAGCAAGACUACGACAGCUAUCCAACCUUCAUUAAUGAGAAUUUAUUUAUUUUUGGUCAUAAAUACAGAUUAGCCUAAUCGCAUACUGCAAAGAAAAAACAUGGUUACUCAGUCUGCUUUGCUCCAUAUGUUCUUCUUGCUUUCAUUGGCAGUGGCACCACCGUCGAACGCUACCACCACUACCAAACCCGGCUGCCAAAGUAGUUGUGGUAACAUAGAAAUUCCAUACCCGUUUGGUAUUGGGCCGAAUUGUUCUAAGAACUCGCACUUUAACAUCCACUGCGAUACUUCUUUCAACCCUCCAAACCUUACCUCUCCUUUGCAAAUGUGAGUCUCAGCUUAGAGGUUGUUAAUAUCUCAAAAUCCCAAAUCCAUGUCAAGAACUCGGAGCUGCAGCUGGCAAGGACAUGCUAUGGCAUGUGGUCCUAUUCCAAUAUGAAGAAUUAUUCUAUACACCUCAAUUUUGAUUCAACUCCGUAUACCUUGUCAGAUGCAAAUCAGCUAACGGUAGUUGGUUGUGAUGACAUGGCUAUGGCACAACAAAUUUCAGACAUAAUCGAUGAGAACGGUGGUUUUGGUUGUCUACCGUACUGUCGAAAAAGUAGAGAUGGGGUCGGAAAGUGCCCCGGCGUGGGUUGUUGCCAAACCUCCAUAUCCAAAACUGAUGCUCUGAAAGUUGAACUGGUUGACAUGCUUACUAUUUGGGGGAAAGAUAAAAAAGAUUUCAGGUGUAGUUUUGCCUUCGUUGGAAUGAUAGGAAAACUCGGUAAUAUCAAAUUUAAAUUAUCUGACCUCAAUGAUCCAAAAGCAUUCGGAAAGAAUAAUAAAGAGUUUUUGGAUAGGCCAUUGGUGUUAGAUUGGAGAAUUGAUCCUUUUUCGAAUUGCACCAAAACUUCAUGUGGAAAGCAUAGUUCUUGCAUUAACAUGGUUGUAGGUAAUGGAGGAUAUCACUGCAAGUGCAACGAAGGAUAUGAAGGCAAUCCUUACCUACGUUCAGGGUGCCAAGAUAUCGAUGAAUGCCACAAUAAUCCCUGCGACUCCCGUGGAAUUUGUCGCAAUAGUUUGGGUUCUUAUAGCUGUCAUUGCAGCUAUGGAUAUUAUGGUGAUGGCAAAAAAAAUGGUACUGGUUGUAUACCAGUGCCAGUGUCUCAUAGCAAAGUGACAAUAGGAGUAGGCUUGGGCUCUGGAAUAGGAUUACUACUUUUAUUAUCAACUUGCUUUUGGUUAUACAAGUUUCACAAGAAGGGAAAAAAUAAGAAGCGUAAACAAAAGUUUUUCAAACGAAAUGGUGGGCUCUUGCUACAACAACAAAUAUCAAGUGAUGAAGGUAUACUUGAAAAAACACGACUUUUCACUUCUAAAGAACUAGAGAAAGCAACUGAUCGCUUCAAUGAAAGUCGAAUACUUGGCAGAGGAGGUCAAGGGACUGUGUAUAAAGGUAUGUUAUCUGAUGGAAAAAUCGUAGCAAUAAAGAAAUCCAUCUUAAUAGAUGAAAACCAAGUGGGGAAAUUCAUUAACGAGGUUGUCAUGCUUUCAAAAAUCAUUCAUAGAAAUGUUGUUAAGCUAUUAGGAUGUUGCCUAGAAACAGAAGUUCCGCUACUAGUUUAUGAGUUCAUUUCCAAUGGAACUCUUUUUGAUCAUAUACAUGAUGAGAAUGAUGAAUUCCUAUUUUCAUGGAGUCGGCGUUUGAAAAUUUCAGUAGAAGUGGCAGAAGCACUUGCAUAUCUUCACUCUGCAACUUCUAUUCCCAUCUAUCACAGAGAUGUUAAGUCAUCCAACAUACUUCUUGAUGAAAAAUAUGUAGCAAAAGUUGCCGACUUUGGAACUUCAAUGUCAAUUGCAGUGGAUCAAACUCAUCAAACUACCUUAGUAAAAGGGACAUUUGGAUAUUUAGAUCCAGAGUACUUUCAGUCAAGUCAGUUUACAGAAAAAAGUGAUGUUUACAGUUUUGGAGUUGUUCUUGUCGAGCUCUUGACUAGCCAAAAACCAAUAUCUUUUGAUAAAAUAGGAGAGCAAAGAAGUUUAGCAACAAGGUUUUUGUUAUGCAUGGAAGAAGAAAAUUUCGAUAUAAUCCUUGACACCCAAGUAUUACAGCAAGGUAACAGAGAAGAGCUCAUAGCAGUGGCCAAAGUUGCUCAAAGGUGCUUGAAUUUGAAUGGAAAGAAAAGGCCAACUAUGAAAGAAGUAGCCAUGGAGUUGGAGAGUAUAAGAAAGUCUAAAACACUUUCGACUACUUCUGAAACUAAAUAUGAUGGCAUACAACUGCAAAAGUCCAAAUCAAUAUUGAUUUCAGAUGAUGACUACACAUGGACAAAUACUGGUGGGAGUGACAUUACCAUCCCACACUUGUCCCCUAAAGAUUCACACAGUUUGAUUCCAUUGAGUGGUUUCUAAACAAUUUCCUCAUUUGUAGCAACCAAUGUUUUUGUAAUUGUUUAUUUAAGCAACUAAUAAUAUUCUCUAGAAAUUUCCCAUGCCAAA